CUAGACGACGGGCCACUUGUGUGGAUCGAUUGCGAGAUGACCGGCCUCGACUACAAGAAAGAUGUUUUGCUCGAAAUAGCUGUUGUCAUUACAAAUGGAGAUUUGAAACGUGUUCACGAAGGAAUUAGCCACGUGAUCCAAACACCAGAAGAACGCCUAGGCAAGUGCGUGUCCCCCUUGCAUACAGGGUUGACAAAAGAAUGCAUCGAGUCGACCAAAACACAUGAAUGGGUAGAAGCCGACGUUCUCAGCUAUAUACAACGAUGGGUACCGGAGAUGCGAACUGGUGUACUGGCUGGAAGCUCCGUUCAUGCAGAUAGGCGAGUUGGAAUUGAAGCGGCGUUGGUAUCCCAAAUUGGAGCGACCACCAGAGGAUUAUUACCCGGGCGGGGUCCAGCACCGGUGGGAAAAUUGAAUAGCUUCAAUGGUAUCGAGCCAAUGUAUUUCGCAAAACCGAGCCACCUCCGACCGGCAAGUAGAAGGGCAAAGGAGGCCUCUAAUACUCGUCCCUGUAGGAUAGUUUCAUCUCCUGAGAAAAGGAAUAUUCUUGCUGUUCUGAUGGAUAAGAGAUUGCAGAACUGCAAGGUAAUUUAUGCCUCUCAGAAACAUGAACGCUCUCUUACCAAGUACGCAGGGUCUGCCUACCAAUCCCCAUUUGCGGGCCAGAGCGUCACUAAUGUCACCGGACUCGUCACGGCAAAUUCCAGCUCCGGAUUUUGGCUCUCGUCCGUUAGCGCUGGCGACAACAACUCGGAUAACGCAGUCUACGUUUACAGCACCAGCAAGACCAUACUCGCUCAGGUCGCUCCAGGAGAUAUCGUGACACUCAACGCCAAGGUCGCUGAAUACAGGAGCAACAAGGACUAUAUCUAUCUCACCGAACUCACCAGUCCUACCAAUAUCACUAAACUCUCGUCCGGAAAUACCGUGACGCCGAUCGUGAUAGGGUCCAGUGGAUUGCAUCCACCAACUCAACAGUUCUCGUCUUUGGAUGUAGGGGGAGUGCUGGCAGUCCCGAAUAACGCCAGCCUCGUGUCUGUGGCCAACCCAACUCGCAAACCCGAUCAAUAUGGAUUGGAUUUCUGGGAAUCCCUCUCAGGGAAACUCGUCAAGAUCACCAGUCCGACUGCGGUCAGCUAUCCCAAUUCCUACAAGGAUUUCUGGGUGAGGGGAGAUUGGCCCGUCACUGGACUCAAUGGCAGAGGAGGAGAUGAUGGUCUGCCUGAUCUCAACCCCGAGACCGUAUCUAUUGGCUCGCCUCUCGAUGGCACGAAAAACCCAGAUGUCUGGAUGGGUUCCACCGUCUCAGAUAUCGUUGGUGUCGCAACUUAUGCUUUUGGCUUUUACCAAAUCCUCCCUCUCACCGCUCCCACUGUCAUCGCGCACAACACGACUCUCCAAGGCCCUACUACUCUCACAGUCCCUGCCGACGAUGCCAACUGCACUCUCACCUUUGGCGACUACAAUGUUGAAAACAUGACCUUCAACUCCACUCAUUUGCCCACCGUCGCCACCCACAUCAGCGACUACCUCAAGAACCCUGAUCUUGUCUUCCUUCAAGAAGUGCAGGACGAUACCGGUCCUACAGACGAUGGUGUUGUCAGCUCGAACAAGACCUUGGACACGCUCGUCAGUGCCAUCACGGCUCAUGGAGGUGCCAACUAUAGCUACACCUACAUUGCUCCCGUCAAUGACCAAGAUGGUGGUGAACCAGGAGGAAAUAUCCGCCCCGCAUUCUUGUACCGGUCUGAGAGGCUCAAAUUGGUCAAUCCAAACUAUGGCGGUUCCACAGACAAGACCGAGGCCGUCAACCAGAAUGGAGAGGUUGGACUCACAUUCAAUCCUGGUCGUAUCGACCCUGCCAAUACUGCUUGGAAUGCUACUCGCAAGCCCCUCGUCGCACUCUUUGAAAGUGUCACUUCAGGAGAAAAAUUGUUUGCUAUCAAUGUACACAUGUCUUCCAAAGGUGGCUCGAGCUCCAUCCAUGGUGAUGCCCGCCCACCCGUGAAUGGUUUCUCAAGCUCCUUUCAGGACUUUGUGGGCUCCAUCUUGGCGAUCAACUCCAAUGCUUCCAUCAUCGCAUCUGGUGACUUUAACGAAUACGGACAAACUAAUGCCGUCUACGAUUCUCUCCACGCCCAUCUCAAGGACAUUGAUGAAGCCGCGGGAAUCCCUCCUGUCGAGCGUUACACCUAUGUCUUCGACAUGAACUCGCAGCAACUCGACCACGCCUUCAUUAGCGCUAAGCUCCAGCCCGGAGCAGAGGUCGAGCACUUGCAUAUCAACAACUGGGUCAAGUACAGUGACCGUACGUCUGACCAUGACCCUUCGGUCGCCAGAGUCAAAUUGUGCAAGGCCUCAACGGGAACUCGAUGCAGUACAAAGACUUAUGGAACAUGGUGCGCAAAGGAGCUCCCAACAUUCAACAAAUUUGGAAAUUGCCUGUGA
Acaulospora colombiana is the source of this 2448-nucleotide messenger RNA. NCBI's taxonomy places the organism in Eukaryota, Fungi, Glomeromycota, Glomeromycetes, Diversisporales, Acaulosporaceae. The record is from the annotation of a GenBank genome assembly.